Messenger RNA from Peronospora farinosa, 1230 nucleotides. The record is from the annotation of a GenBank genome assembly. NCBI's taxonomy places the organism in Eukaryota, Oomycota, Peronosporomycetes, Peronosporales, Peronosporaceae.
AUGGGUGACGAGGAUGAGCUGAAUGGAGACAAAAGCAGCAGUGAAGAGGACAUCUUCAUUGCGGUGUAUGGCACGGUUGAUCACAGCUCAGCUUCAGAUGAGUCUGACUCCAAUGAACCUGCACCACGCCGUAACAUUUGUGACUUGAUGGGCCAUUAUCUGUUAGAUUACCCGUCGCCAGACAGUCCACUUGGCUAUACAGACAAGCUGGACACGCCCAAGUUCCUGCCGACGGCCAAGCGCGUGCGUGCACAGCUGCAAGAUGUAUGUGGAUUCCUGUCGGCGUUAGCGGUGGCGUCGGACUACAAGGCUGGAGAAGAGAUUAUUGACGAAAAGAAAUUUGCCGACUGUGCCGAGUUCUUUCUUCAGGAGAUGUUUGAACUGGGUAGACGAUACAAGAUCAUGAACCCAGAGAAAUGCGCGAAAAUUCGCACUGUGCACGAUGUGGCGGAAGCUGGUGGUGCUUUGGAUAUGUUACAUUCAGCGCCAGAUAAAGCAGAAGGAGCAGGCAUUCAAGCUUUGAGCGACAAGUACGAAAGCCGACGUUUCUCACGUGAUUGUCUCCAGCAGUGUCUGUACUCGAUCGCAGAUAACAAUUACCAUCUGUACUUCGAGCGCGACCCGAUCGAUCGCAUGAUUAAGCUUCUAAUUACGAAUUUCAACCCAGACGACGAGGAUGGAGAUAGUUCUUUGGCCAUCAUUAGCGGAAAUGACGGUGCACGAUUGUCCCAUUCGCACGAUCGGCAGUACAACUAUGUGCUUCAGUCUCUGACGCUCUGGCGCGAGAUCGCGCAUGACAUGUUCCGCCUGUGGUGUCUGACAGACGAGGACCUACUCACCGAUGUCACACGGUAUGAGCUGACGGAGACCGGUCAGGGUCUGCACCGCAUCCAGUCUGCGCCUCGUGUUUCUCGUGCCAUGCACGUUAUUCUUCCCUCUACUAUGCGCAGUUUAGACUCGUGGGUGGGCUCAAGUGUCAUCCGUUUUGGAGACAAGAAUGUCCCCAACGCGCUCAUGUUCAUCAUUACAACCAGCACACUAUUCUGGCAGACUUCUUCCGCGAAGCUUUCGGCGACAGCGGAGCGGACAAUUUUUUCGAGGCUGGAUCAUGCAUUGAUGGACGACUUACGAGCGAGCGCCUGGAAUUGGUGCUCGAACCUCCACACAAAGCCAUUCUUCCCUAUUUUCAAGAUUACAGGCUUUGUAGGCUUUGAUGGCAAGUUUGGAUAG